GGCUGUAAGGACCAUGAAAACCAGGAGACCAGUCAAGCUUCACCUCAAUCGUCAACACAUCGUCAGCGACACAUUGCCCAGCAAGUCUAAUAUCUCGACCUAAUCCGCACCAUCAGCUCGUCAAAAAAACAUAAUCUACUCUAUCAAGAUGCCUGGCGUUACCGACAGUGCCCCUGCCACUGGCAGCCGAUUUGACCGCAUCCCUGGCCCUCUGGGUUUGGCCUCUGCUUCGCUCGAGGGCAAGGUGGCUCUCGUCACUGGUGCCGGUCGUGGCAUUGGCCGUGAAAUGGCUAUGGAGCUUGGUCGCCGUGGUGCCAAGGUGAUCGUCAACUAUGCCAACAGCAAUGAGUCGGCGGAAGAGGUCGUUGCGGCCAUCAAGAAGAACGGUUCGGAUGCGCGCUCCGUCAAGGCCAACGUUUCGGACGUGGACCAGAUUGUUAAGAUGUUCGACGAGGCAGUCAAGUUCUGGGGCAAGCUUGAUAUUGUGUGCUCCAACAGUGGUGUGGUCUCAUUCGGCCACGUGAAGGACGUCACUCCGGAGGAAUUUGAUCGCGUCUUCAACAUCAACACUCGUGGCCAGUUUUUCGUCGCCCGCGAGGCGUACAAGCACCUCGAGGUGGGGGGGAGACUGAUCAUGAUGGGCUCCAUUACCGGUCAAGCUAAGGGUGUUCCCAAGCACGCUGUUUAUUCUGGCAGUAAGGGUACAAUCGAGACGUUUGUGCGAUGCAUGGCUAUUGACUUCGGCGAUAAAAAAAUCACGGUCAAUGCCGUCGCACCCGGUGGCAUCAAGACGGAUAUGUAUCACGCCGUUUGUCGCGAGUACAUCCCAAAUGGCACUGAGCUUGACGAUGAGAGCGUUGACGAGUACGCUUCUACUUGGUCGCCCUUGAGACGAGUUGGUCUCCCAAUCGACAUUGCCCGCGUUGUUUGUUUCCUCGCUUCGCAAGACGGUGAAUGGAUUAACGGUAAGGUACUUGGCAUCGAUGGUGCCGCUAUGAUGUAAACACACUUCAGUUAUGAGGAGAGGAAGCAAACUGCAUGGGAAAUACUUCCUCGCCUCCAUGCGAAACUUGCGGCAUGAAUCGAUGCCAAUGUUGGAAGAUGGAAAUGUCAUUCUGGGUUUCUCUCAAGUUAAUAGACUUAUAUAUCCCAGGAACUAAUUGCACAAUUACCUUCUUAAAUUU
This is a messenger RNA of Pseudomassariella vexata, 1184 nucleotides long. RefSeq names its product short chain dehydrogenase. The record is from RefSeq and is a predicted model, not a curated record. The transcript is spliced from 4 exons. NCBI's taxonomy places the organism in Eukaryota, Fungi, Ascomycota, Sordariomycetes, Amphisphaeriales, Pseudomassariaceae. The coding region runs from base 149 to 1003 and encodes 284 amino acids.